CAAAGCCAGUCCCCGUUGAUCAGCAUGCUCCUAGCAUGUCUAUGGCUGAAUGGUAUAAAAAGAGGCCUUUUCACAGGCUCAACGAAAUUCCCUUCUGCUUCUCUUUCACUCACCCCUCUAGAUAUCGUUACACUACAUCACAUUUGCCUCUUGUCUAAGCAUUACAAGCUUCAGUGCUCCUAGCAAUCACUCAAAACAUCAAAACAUUUGAGCUUCGUGCCAUCACACCACUCAAUACCCUUUGACACCUAUCCUGAAUACAACGGAUAUUCAAAAUGGCUUCUACCCACUCUUUCUACCACUACCCCCAGUCCUCUUACCCGAUCAGCAUGCCACAGAAGCCAGGCUUCUACUAUCCGCAGCAACAACAUGGUUACGGACGUGUGGCAGGAUCACCACCUGAGGCCAACGAUAGUGUCACAACAUCUGGAGUUCCAUCGUACGAGCCAUCGGCAACUUCCAGCAACUACGCCGGAUCUGCCAGUGAUUACGAGUCAACUAGCGGCGCCGCCAGCGUGGAUCUCCUCGAUUACAUGGGCAGCCGUGUGAACGGUUCAUUCAAUCCGAUGCCGCUAGAUCGCAGCUUGGCGAGACAGGCACAAACAUCUGGUGAACUUAACGCUAAGCACCGAGAACUCCUUGAAUUACAGCAACUUGCUCAGCGCCGAUUGGCUGGUGCUCGCAUGAACUUUGCCGAUGGCAUGAAAGCUGCGAAAGAAGUGCAGAGAGAUUUGCAAUGGACGCAGAAGCGAGUAGACUCACUCAACGAGCGAGCGGCACGCAAAUACCCAGAUCAAUUCCGCACUGCCCAAGGCAAAUACCCGUCACCAGUGGACUACUAGUACCACGGAUUCUUACAAAACUGCCUUACGGCCUCUGUGGAUGAUUCAAACAUACAACUUUCGGUUUCUUCAAAAAUCCGGGCGGCACACGGUUAUUUUACAACUUUCUGGGCUCUACAGGUUUUUCUGUUUCUGUUAUAUAUCACGACGUUACCACAAACAAUGUGGUAUGCGUCAAGUUACGAACUGUCGUUCACGGUUUCCUGCUCCACUCCGCUCCACUCUCGGCC
This is a messenger RNA of Alternaria alternata, 1072 nucleotides long. RefSeq lists its product as hypothetical. The record is from RefSeq and is a predicted model, not a curated record. Gene Ontology annotation, cellular component: endosome; BLOC-1 complex. Gene Ontology annotation, biological process: endosome organization; regulation of protein localization. The transcript has 3 exons. The coding region runs from base 276 to 842 and encodes 188 amino acids. NCBI's taxonomy places the organism in Eukaryota, Fungi, Ascomycota, Dothideomycetes, Pleosporales, Pleosporaceae.